AUGACCGGUAUCCUAGAUAAACUCAAACCAUAUCUCGUCUAUCCCUCCACCAUCGGAACCUAUUCUGUGAGGCCCUUACCUUGGUUGCUUGGGAAUGCCCCAACGAUCGGCCAAUCCUUGUAUAUUGCCAUGUUUGUCAUCCUCAACGUGGUGCUCACGGCUGUCAACUAUGACCGAUCACAACCUCAUCCAUGGUAUUUUUCGCCUAGAGAAGAGACUCUCGCCUACAUUGGAUAUCGAACAGGCCAUAUCAGCUAUGCGUUAUUACCCCUGGUCAUACUCUUCUCUGGUCGCAACAAUUUUCUGCUGUGGAUAACGAACUGGCCAUACGCCACGUAUAUCCUUCUGCAUCGUUGGAUCGCACGGGUCUUUACCAUCCAAGCCAUCCUUCACAGCAUCACAUUACUCAUAACCUAUUCCAGUUCAGGUAGUUAUCCCGUCGAGUCCAAAAAGGCCUACUGGCUCUGGGGAAUAGUUGCCACGGUCCUGGCAUGUGCCAUGCUAGUCCUCAGUCAUCUAUACUUUCGUCGCCUUUCCUACGAAAUCUUCCUGGUUCUCCACAUAUUCCUGGCCGCUUUUGUCAUCAUUGGCUGCUGGUACCAUGUGAUUCUGAAAUGGGGUUUUAAUUUCUAUGAUAACUGGCUCAUUGCAGCUUCUGCCGUUUGGUUCUUCGAUCGGCUAGUCCGAGUUGUUCGAGUCGCCAAGAAUGGCAUCCGACAUGCAACCAUCACAGAUGUUGGGCCAGACCAUGUACGCGUUGACAUCCCAGGGAUUCGUUGGUCCAACAAGCCUGGGCACGUUGCAUAUGCCUUCAUCCCCUCGCUGAGUCCGCUUCGACCUUGGGAGAAUCAUCCCUUUUCUGUCAACUCCACUUCCCUGUUUCGACAAUACACCAGCAAGGAGCUUCAUUCACCAGGCUCGGAUUCAGACCGUUCGCCGCCAAUGUCAAUAGACGCUGGGGCCGAUGCGGAAACCAAGACUGCGACCAAAGUGCUGGAAUCUGGCCUUGCGACGCCAACGUCUUCUAGUGUAACCAUGUCAACGACUACAGCGGGGUUGACAUUGGUCGUCACCAAGAAGAGCGGCUUGACAAAACAUCUUAAAGGCAGACAGGGCAGGAUCCCAGUCUUGCUUGAGGGUCCAUAUGCUCAUCAACCAAGCAGCGAUAUUCUCCGGUGUGACCGGGUGGUCCUGGUAGGUGGUGGCAUUGGCAUCACCGGCCUUGUGGCGUGGAUACACUCACAUCCAAACGUCAAGCUUGCAUGGUCCGUCAAGUCACGACAUGAGCAACUAGUUAGAGAGAUGGCUAUUACGCUGCAAGAGGUUAAAGAUCAAGAAGUUCUGGUAGGAGAGCGAUUAGAUCUGAGACGUCUCUUAAGUCACGAAGCGGAAUCCGGGUAUGCUAAGAUAGGUGUCGUUGUUUGCGGGCCUGGGUCCAUGUGUGAUGAGGUUAGGAGUAUCGUGGCAGGGUUAGGAAGGUCUGGGAAGACUGUCUUUGAGUUGGAGGUUGAUUCUUUUUCUUGGUAG
Exophiala mesophila is the source of this 1527-nucleotide messenger RNA. RefSeq lists its product as uncharacterized. The record is from RefSeq and is a predicted model, not a curated record. Gene Ontology annotation, cellular component: plasma membrane. The coding region runs from base 1 to 1527 and encodes 508 amino acids. Lineage: Eukaryota; Fungi; Ascomycota; Eurotiomycetes; Chaetothyriales; Herpotrichiellaceae. Gene Ontology annotation, biological process: copper ion import; intracellular iron ion homeostasis; iron ion transport. Gene Ontology annotation, molecular function: ferric-chelate reductase activity. The transcript has a single exon.